Molecule: messenger RNA, 3501 nt
Organism: Oryzias melastigma (Indian medaka)
Lineage: Eukaryota; Metazoa; Chordata; Actinopteri; Beloniformes; Adrianichthyidae
Gene: sycp1
Product: synaptonemal complex protein 1
Exons: 30
Coding region: 135-2825 (896 amino acids)
Biological process (GO): synaptonemal complex assembly; chiasma assembly; lateral element assembly
Cellular component (GO): male germ cell nucleus; central element; transverse filament
Molecular function (GO): double-stranded DNA binding
Source: RefSeq, a predicted model, not a curated record
CGAAUGACUUCUUCAGCCGGCAGAGUCAGGUGAAGUUUAUGCGACGAAUUCAUUCGUCUGGUGUUGUGUUCGCGUGUUUUAGUUAUUUCCUGCAUAACAGAAUCUGUCAGCGGUCCUGUUGAGUUUUUUCGGGAAUGGAGAGAGACCGUGACUUUAAUUUCAAACUGCUGGUACCUCUUAGAAUGAAUACCGGACAGGUUAAUGUUGUUCGGCCAAAGGAAAAACACGACAACAGCAUGGACUGCUUGAAAACAAUUCAACAGGGUCACCUACAGUGUUUUGAUGAAGAAAAGAACAUGCCGUUUAACACAAAUGUGGUUGCAUCAACUAAGCCAAACAAACCAGACCUUUCAUCUACUAGAGGUGUGUCACCAUUGAAAAUGGCCGAGAACAUGUGUAGUAGCCCCGGUGAACUUUAUUCUAAGCUUUUUGAUGAAAUAGAGAAAAUUAAGUUUUGGAAGGUCAAAGUUGAGUCUGAGACAGCGCAGCAGGAACGAAAACUCCAAGAAAGCAAAAUAACGAUUGAAACCCAGCGAAAAGCAAUUCAGGAACUGCAGUUUGGAAAUGAAAAUCUUAGCAUAAAGCUGGAGGAGCAGAUUGGUGAAAAUGAAGAUUUAAGAAACAAAAACAGUGCAACAAGGAACCUGUGUAAUAUACUCAAAGAAACGUUUCAGUGGUCAUCAGAGAAAAUGCAGCUAUUUGAAUCUGAAAGAGAAGAAACACAUCACCUUUUCAUGGAAAAUAGUGAGAAUAUUAAGAAAAUUGUUGCAGCAUUUCAGAGCCUCAGUAUUCAAGUGGAAGCUGACCAACAAGAAAUGCAGAAAGUCAAAGACUAUGUUCUGCAGUUUGAGGGGCUUAAAGAGGUGUAUCAUCAAGAGCAUCUUGCAAAAGAAGAAGAGAUCACAGGGCUUCAAACUAGACUUCAGAGUAAGGAGCAUGAGCUUCAAACAGUCCUUCUCAGCCUUGAUGAAAUUCAGAAGCACUGCAAAGAUCUCGAAGAGUCAACAAAUCAGCAAGCUGAACAUAUUAAAAAUAUAAAUUCUGAGAAGGAAAAUAUUCUUCAAAAACUAAAUAUUGCUGAACAGCAAUGUAAAGACUCUGAAACCAAAGUACAGGAGUUGGAGGAGAAAUUGUCUGCUGAAAGGAAGAAAAAUGAAGAAGGCAACUUUGAGAUGGAAAGAUUAAAGGAACAUAUUGUGCAGCACAAAGGGGAGAUUAAUGCUUUGAAAGCAACCGUUGAAAUGGACUAUCAGAACAUGGAAACUCUCCAGAAGAAAAUGGAAGAACAGAAUGAGGCCCUGAAGAAACAAGUAGCAAUAGAAACAGAAAAAUCCAGUGAACUUGAAAUGAUAAUCAACACACUUAAGGAGGAGAUGCUGAAUCUUCAAAGGCUGAAGGAUGUGGAGCAGCACGAGUUGCUUAAGGAACUGGAGACAAAAUCAGCGUUUGCUGCAGAGCUUAUGAAUGAGGUUGAGAAGCUUAAAGUAUCGACAGCGGAGAUUAUUAAAGAAAAGGAAGAAACCGAACUGAAGUGUCAGCACAAGAUAGCAGAUAUGAUCACACUGAUGGAAAAACACAAGAGCCAGUAUGACCAGAUGGUCAAAGAGAAGGAGGCAGAGCUCGAAGAAAAGACGAAGAAAGAAGAGGAGGCAGUGGCUCGUGCAAAGUCACUGAUGUUGGAGUUGUCAACACAGGAGUUGGAAAUUGAACAACUUAAGAAACAGAUGAAGGCAACAACUACAGUGAAGAAUAAAAUGCUGAAGAAGCAAAUAGCGGUGGAAAUUACAAAAUCCAAGACACUUAAUAAAAAGAUCAACAGUCUCAAAGAGGAGCUGCAGAAGGUUCAAAGGCAAAAGGAUGAGGAGCAUCAGAAGUUGCUGGAGAAUCUAGAGUCAAAAUCCAAGCUCACAGCGGAGUUAAUGGAUGAGGUGGAAAAUCUCAGAAAAACAGCUGCAGAAGCUUUCAAGGACAAGGAAGAAACAGAACUGAAGUGUCAGCACAAGAUAGCAGAUAUGAUCACACUGAUGGAAAAACACAAGAGCCAGUAUGACCGAAUGGUUGAAGAGAAGGAGGCAGAGUUCAAUGAGAAGAUGAAGAAAGAAGAGGAGGCAGUUGCUCGUGCAAAAUCACUGCAGGAAAUGGAAUUGUCAGCACAUAAAUUGAAAAUUGAAAACCUCAAAAACCAGUUGCAGGAAAAAACAACAGAAAAGGAAAACAUGCAGAAGAAGCUGACUGAAUUACAAAUAAAGCUAUCUGAUCUGAAUGGAAGCCAGUCCUCUCGAGCAAUAAGCAAACAGUCAACAACUCCAUAUUAUAAACAGGAAAGACAAUUUGAAACUCCCGAGGUGACUUCUGCCAAGAAAAACAUCUUUGAUUUUACCAAGACCAUAAAAACUCCCUCCAGGAGUAGUGAUGGGAGUACUCCAUCUCUUGGGAAAACUCGGAUUCUGAACAAAGACCAGAAAACUCCAGGAAGUGCUGCUUCCAGCAUCAAUGGACAAUCAAAAAUCAAGUCCUACAGAAUAAGAACACCCCCCCUCAAUGAAAAAACUACCUGGUGGGAGAAGGGUACUAUCGAGCUGGACCCAAAAUCUGAAGACUCUGAUCAUCUUGAUCUUCUUACUUUUGCAAAUGGAAUAGCACGGAAGGUUUAUGCUCCAAAGUGCAAAGUCAACUUCUCAAAAAAGAUUCAAAGUCCAAUGCCUUCUGUCUCACCUGGAUUCUCCCUAAAACUAGCUGCAAUGAAAAGAAUGAGAGAUGCAGGUUGGACUGCAGUCACAGGUCUUGAAAAGAGACAGAAGACCAAGGACAAGAUCUUUGCAUAAGUAUUGCUACUGGUUCAAAGAAAAACAAACAAAAUUCAUUUGAAAUAGAAUACUUCAACAUUUAUUAAAAAGGAUUGUUGCUUCAUUUGCCAAUAGUUAGAUAACCUGUGAUUAAUAUUGUAAGAGCAGAUUCAGUUCAAUGUUCACACCUAACAGAACUUAUUUCAGUUUAUUUUACAAAGAAGUGAGAUUGAAUAAUUAUUUAAGUGUUCUGCUUCUAGUUUCAGUAGAAGUCCAUUUAGUAUUGCUGUAGGUUAUCUAUGUUCUUUAAUACACUUGUUCUAUUUACAAUCGUCCUUUAUGGGAAAUGUGACACUUGAAGUUGUAGUUUCAAUCUAAACAUGUCAGGUUUUAGUGGAUAAACGUGAGUUUAUUGAUGUCUCAGAAACUAUAGAAAACAUGAAAUAGGGCAGAGAUGUAUUGAAAACGUGUUCAGAAAGUCAAUCAGAAUUAUUGUUCCUGUGUGCUAAAAUGAAAUAGAUUUCUUUAGCUUUAUUGGUGAAGAGUUUAUAGCAUUUCAUAUGUGCUGUAAAGACACUAGUGAAGUUCUAGAUUUAAAGUUUGCAAUUUAAAAAUGUAACUUAUAUUACAACUAACGUUCAGUGUGGAAGAUUGAAGAUAAUUGUAAUUUUCUUUUUGUUAUUGAAAACAUUAAAGUGUAGAGAGGAGAAUUUGA